Schistocerca gregaria is the source of this 1083-nucleotide messenger RNA. RefSeq lists its product as uncharacterized. The coding region runs from base 137 to 889 and encodes 250 amino acids. The transcript is spliced from 2 exons. Lineage: Eukaryota; Metazoa; Arthropoda; Insecta; Orthoptera; Acrididae. Gene Ontology annotation, cellular component: Swi5-Sfr1 complex. The record is from RefSeq and is a predicted model, not a curated record. Gene Ontology annotation, biological process: double-strand break repair via homologous recombination; positive regulation of DNA-templated transcription.
CACCGCAGUGGACGGCUUUGAUGAAAUAAAAUCUGUGAGAAGUUUGAUGGCGUCAAAUUUUGAAAGUUGGUGAAGCAGUUGUUCGGCAUUCAGAUGUUGUUGUAUUUAUUGUGUGUUUUCGUAGCCUUCUGUUGAUAUGGCUUUGGUUAAUGAGCAUACGGGUAAUCCUACAACACCACAGUCUCAAACUCAUGGCAUAAAUAAAUCGCUCCUUACUCCUUGCAGACGUGUAGGCCUCAAAAGAAAAUCUCCCACUGUUUCUCCCAGUUGUUCUUUUGUAAGUGGUCAAAAUUUAAGUACACCUGAUAAAAAUGAGGGAAGUGAUGAAUUACUGUCAAAGGCGAAAUGUGUGACACCAAACAGUUUCAAAUCUGCAGAAACCCCGAAGAGAGACGUAAAGUCAACAGAAACGCCGAAAAGAGGUGAAGGCUCACAGAAAACUGUUAUAAGCAAAAAAGAGCAUCGUGUGAGGCGGAGAGGCACGCAGGCGCAACUGCGAGACGCAGUUGAUGAAACUGUAAGCCCAGACGUAGAUAACCGUAGUUCGCAAACUGAUGUUACAGAGAUUGCAAACAGUACGAGUGUUGCUACUGAUUUCGAAAUAGUUUACGAUCAGAAAACAUUGGCCGAUUUAGAAAGAAAUGUAGCCACGAAAGAGGAUAAAGUACAGUCGCUGAGAGUUGCUCAGCUCUAUCGGAAAAAGCAUGAUUUGACAAAGCUGAGGGAAUCCAUCUGUAAAUGGAAAGCUGGAUGUCAGAGUGCUCUUCAGGAUUUAUUAGAAAUGACACAUGAACGAGGACAUAAAGUAACUAUGAUGCAGCUGUUGUCACAUCUUGGAAUACCACCUACUUUGAUAGGAUAUGAACCCGAACAGGAUGAAUUUACAUGAAAGCAACAGUAAAGUACAAUGUAUUACACAGGGGAGCCUAUACACUCAUAAUCUUUGUAAAUAUGAUAGUCUAGUUGUUUAGCAUAAGUAAUUAUGUUGCCAAUUAUAAAUAUGUAUUUUGAAGGAUAACUAACUUAUUUUAUGUAUGAAUAUGAAGGAAAAAAGAAAAAUAAAAUUGAGAUUAUUCUUAUAAA